Messenger RNA from Coffea eugenioides, 3992 nucleotides. Its product is annotated as DNA-directed RNA polymerase III subunit 2. The record is from RefSeq and is a predicted model, not a curated record. Gene Ontology annotation, cellular component: RNA polymerase III complex. Bases 78 to 3524 code for a protein of 1148 amino acids. Lineage: Eukaryota; Viridiplantae; Streptophyta; Magnoliopsida; Gentianales; Rubiaceae. Gene Ontology annotation, molecular function: DNA binding; DNA-directed RNA polymerase activity; ribonucleoside binding. The transcript is spliced from 38 exons. Gene Ontology annotation, biological process: DNA-templated transcription.
AACUGUCUAUGAACAAGCUGCUUUCAUUCAAUUCUUUUUGGCAAUACUGAGAAAAAGAAAAAAAGGGCUCAAUCAAGAUGGUAGCAAACGAGGACCUCCAUAAUCAACCUCAAUGGUCAGGAAUCGAUAAACAGUUUCUUGCUGCCCCUGUAAAGUCUGCUGUGGACAAAUUCCAGCUACUUCCCGAGUUUUUGAAGGUGAGAGGGUUGGUGAAGCAGCAUUUGGAUUCCUUCAAUUACUUUGUUAGGACGGAGAUAAAAAAGAUUGUGCAUGCAAACAAUGAAAUCAGAUCAUCGAAAAAGGAUGAAAAUGUUUACCUAAGAUACAAAGAUGUGCGCAUUGGCGAGCCCUCAAUGAUAAUUGAUGGUGUAACAGAAAAGCUCAGUCCACACAAGUGUCGCCUCUCUGAUACCACUUAUGCAGCUCCAAUAUUGGUAACAAUAGAAUAUACUACUGGGAGUGGUCAAAAUACUUCCGUACAAACGAAGAAAGAUGUUGUUAUUGGAAGGAUGCCUAUCAUGCUGAGAAGUUGUUGCUGUGUUUUGUAUGGAAAGGAUGAAGAAGAACUGGCAAGGCUUGGUGAGUGCCCACUUGAUCCAGGAGGCUAUUUUGUUAUCAAAGGAACAGAGAAGGUGAUUUUAAUUCAAGAACAACUUUCAAAGAACAGGAUAAUUAUUGAUGCUGAUAAGAAGGGCUGUGUGCAAGCAUCUGUUACUAGCAGUACUGCAGCUACAAAAAGUAAAACAGUCAUCAAAAUGGAGAAGGAGAAGAUAUAUCUAUACCUUAAUCAGUUUAAAAGCAAGGUUCCUAUAAUGGUGGUUAUGAAGGCUAUGGGCAUGGAGAGUGAUCAGGAGGUUGUCCAAAUGAUUGGUAGAGAUCCACGUUAUAGUGCAUUGCUGUUGCCUUCCAUUGAGGAAUGUGCAAAAGCAAAUGUAUAUACACAACACCAUGCCCUGGAAUACCUUGAGAAGCAGGUUAAACAAUUGCCAUAUGCUUAUGCUCCAGUUGAAAAAAGAGCUCUCAGUAUCCUUCGAGACAUAUUUAUUGCCAACAUUCCUGUGCGUCAAUAUAAUUUUCGUUCAAAAUGCAUCUAUGUUGCUGUAAUGUUGAGACGCAUGAUGGAAGCAAUAUUGAAUAAAGAUGCAAUGGAUGAUAAGGAUUAUGUGGGGAACAAACGAUUGGAGCUGUCUGGGCAAUUGCUGUCUUUGCUUUUUGAGGACUUGUUCAAGACGAUGAAUGAUGAAGUGAGGAAGACUAUAGAUGCUAUCCUAUCAAAGACAAGCCGUUCUAGCCGCUUUGACAUGUCUCAGUACAUAGUGAAAGAUAGCAUUACUGUUGGUCUAGAAAGGACCCUUUCUACUGGCAACUGGGAUGUCAAGCGAUUUAGGAUGCACCGAAAAGGCAUGACACAGGUUGUGGCUAGACUUUCCUAUAUUGGAUCACUGGGUCACAUGACAAAGAUCUCUCCACAGUUUGAGAAGUCCAGGAAAGUUAGUGGACCUAGAGCCUUGCAACCUAGCCAGUGGGGAAUGCUUUGCCCCUGUGACACUCCAGAAGGUGAAGCUUGUGGAUUGGUGAAAAAUUUGGCCUUGAUGACUCAUGUUACAACUGAUGAAGAGGAAGGCCCAAUUAGUUCUCUGUGCUACUCUUUGGGGGUUGAAGACCUAGAACUACUAUCCGGAGAAGAGCUUCACAUGCCGAACUCAUUUUUGAUCAUAUUGAAUGGUCUUAUUCUUGGAAAGCACAGGAAGCCACAGCGUUUUGCAAGUGCAAUGAGAAAAUUACGGAGGGCUGGUAAAAUUGGUGAGUUCGUGAGCAUUUUUGUGAAUGAAAAACAGCAUUGUGUUUAUAUUGCUUCAGAUGGAGGCCGUGUUUGUCGUCCACUUGUUAUUGCUGACAAAGGUGUAUCUCGAAUUAAGGAACACCAUAUGAAGGAGUUGAAGGAUGGAGUCCGCACCUUUGACAGUUUUCUAAGGGAGGGCUUGAUAGAGUACCUUGAUGUUAAUGAGGAGAACAAUGCUCUGAUUGCUUUGUAUGAAGGAGAGGCUACACCAGAAACAACACAUAUUGAAAUAGAGCCUUUUACCAUCCUUGGUGUUUGCGCAGGUUUAAUUCCCUAUCCACAUCAUAAUCAGUCCCCUAGAAAUACCUAUCAGUGUGCUAUGGGAAAACAAGCAAUGGGCAAUAUUGCUUACAACCAGUUACGUCGAAUGGAUACGUUAAUCUACCUUUUGGUAUAUCCUCAACGACCAUUGCUGACAACCAGAACAAUUGAACUGGUUGGAUAUGAUAAGCUAGGAGCUGGGCAGAAUGCAACGGUAGCAGUGAUGAGUUAUAGCGGUUAUGACAUAGAAGAUGCAAUAGUUAUGAACAAAUCAUCCCUAGAUCGUGGUUUUGGUCGUUGCAUUGUGAUGAAAAAAAUGUCAGCUAUAGUUCAGAAGUACGAGAAUGGCACAUCUGAUAGAAUAAUCAGACCUCAACGUGAGCGGUAUGAUCCAGAAAAGUUGCAGAUUUUGGAUGAUGAUGGACUAGCUGCUCCAGGAGAAAUAAUUAGACCCGAUUAUAUCUAUAUCAAUAAACAGUCCCCUGUAGUUACAAGAGGGCCUAUCACAUCACCAAUGGGGCUACCAGAUAGUGCGUACAAGCCAAGCAUAGAGACGUAUAAAGGUCCUGAAGGCGAGACACCUGUUUUGGAUAGAGUGUCUCUGUGCUCUGAUAAGAACAAUAAUUUAUGCAUUAAAUUUAUGGUUCGACAUACUCGUAGGCCUGAGGUUGGUGACAAGUUUAGUAGCAGACAUGGGCAAAAAGGUGUUUGUGGGACCAUUGUCCAACAGGAAGAUUUUCCAUUUUCUGAACGUGGCAUAUGUCCUGAUCUUAUUAUGAAUCCUCAUGGAUUUCCAAGCCGUAUGACAGUUGGUAAGAUGAUAGAGCUUCUGGGGAGUAAAGCUGGAGUUUCAUGUGGUAGGUUUCAUUACGGCAGUGCAUUCGGAGAACCUAGUGGUCAUGCAGACAAAGUUGAAGCUAUAAGUGAAACCCUUGUGAAACAUGGCUUUAGCUACAAUGGCAAAGACUUCAUUUAUUCAGGUAUAACUGGCAUGCCCUUACAGGCUUAUAUUUUUAUGGGCCCAAUAUAUUACCAGAAGCUGAAACACAUGGUUUUAGAUAAAAUGCAUGCUCGAGGGAGUGGUCCCCGUGUGAUGAUUACAAGGCAACCAACAGAAGGAAGAAGUAGAAAUGGAGGGCUCCGCGUGGGAGAAAUGGAACGGGAUUGUUUGAUUGCUUAUGGUGCUAGUAUGUUAAUAUAUGAGCGCUUAAUGAUUUCCAGUGAUCCUUUUGAGGUUCAGGUCUGCCGAAAAUGUGGUUUACUGGGAUAUUAUAAUUAUAAGCUGAAGACUGGCAUUUGUUCGACAUGCAAGAACGGAGAUAACAUAUCUACUAUGAAACUGCCAUAUGCAUGCAAGCUCUUAAUCCAGGAACUUCAGUCCAUGAAUAUUGUUCCUCGCCUAAAACUCACCGAGGCAUAGAUAGAUUCCGUCUUCUUCAGCCACCAGCAAACUCCGAAGUGCAUCAAGUUAAAACUGGAAGCCUGCUGAUUACAGAGUUCCAUGUUCCUGCUUGUUGCAAUAUACAUAUGUGCAACUGACUGAGGCAUAGAUUAAUUCUUCUUCUUUUUCGACCAGAAUACUUCAAACGAAGGGUCAAAUUGCACUGAAAGAUUGCUGGUUAGUUUUAGAGUUGUACGUUCUCUCCUGCUUGUUUGGAAUAGCUGGGGAUGAAAAUCUUCAAGGAAGGUCAAGCCAUUUGCAGCUGAGGGUGCAAGAGACAAAAAAAUAUCUGCUGCUGAUCGAGAAGGAAUAGCCCACAGAUUUAAGAAAAUAUUGCUCUACUACAAAUGCGUGUAAAGCCUAAGGGUCUAAUUUGGAUAUUGUAAUCCCUUCUGCUAUUAUAAAAUUUUGCGUACAAAAUGGUUGAUCUCUUUCUGUUCUUAAUGU